Molecule: messenger RNA, 1496 nt
Organism: Asterias rubens (European starfish)
Lineage: Eukaryota; Metazoa; Echinodermata; Asteroidea; Forcipulatida; Asteriidae
Product: neuropeptides capa receptor-like
Exons: 1
Coding region: 215-1291 (358 amino acids)
Biological process (GO): G protein-coupled receptor signaling pathway
Cellular component (GO): plasma membrane
Molecular function (GO): G protein-coupled receptor activity
Source: RefSeq, a predicted model, not a curated record
AUUAACUGCACUACCGGGGAGUGAAUUCUUAAUUGGUCUCACGUUUCGACUAGCUUGCUCUAGUCAUCGUCAACAAGCAGGGUUAAGAAACCUGUAGAGCGUUUAAGAAGUCAUCAGUCAAACUGAAAGUUGUGUUUAUCUGCAUCAAUGUGGGGAUCUUCAGUGUCUUUCUGUCCAGCGACUUUCUUCAGUGAAUCGUGAUGAGAAGGCAGCAAUGGCAAACAGUCAGCAACAAGUCUGUGACAUUGCAAUGAAUAUAACAACCAUGGAGGAGGUUCAUGAAGCAUUAAACGAUGCUGGAGAUAGAUUUGCAAUCUACAUUAUCUACCCAUUCCUGAUGAUACUUGGUAUCAUUACCAAUGGUGCUUUCUGUAUUGUGCUAGCUCGGGUCCCACGUAUGCGCACUAUCACCAACACCUACCUAGUCAACUUAGCUGUUGCCGACUUAACAUUCUUGAUUGUCGCCGUCAGUGAGAAACUUUUCAACAAUUGGGUCUCUCAAAUCCCUGCUGAUAAGACUCAUAUUGGACUACCUGGCUGCAUUGUCAUACCAUUUAUAUUGAACUGUACUUACUUCACCUCAAUUUUUACAAUAACUCUGGUUUCUGUGGAGAAGUUCUACGCCAUCUGCAGACCUUUAGAGCACCGGAAGUUUAGCGGUAAAAAACGGACAAUGAAGUUAAUUGUUGGCGCUUGGAUUCUAUCUGCGAUAAUCUCAUGCUGCUUCAUCCCAGGUAGAGCAAGGCUGGAAGUGGUAUGCAUGAAUUGGCCAGAAAAGGCACCCAAAUUGCCAAGCAAAGUUACCUACUGUUUGGCAAUUAGAGUUUGGAAAGGAUUUGAGCACGUUGCCAACUUUCUGCAGACUAUACCUUUCUUCAUUGCUAUGGUAGUCAACACAAUUCUCUACACGCAGAUUCUGAGGACCAUGCACAGGCGAGUUGGUGCUCGCUCACAACUUGCUGAAGCUAGGCUGGUGCAAAUGCGUAAUCAAGUGGCAACGAUGUUAGUUGCAAAUGGGAUCGUCUUCUUCAUUUGUCAGAUGCUCUUUCAAGCUCUUUCUAUCUCACUCUCUUUCCGGCAUCUAAAAGAACCUCUUCUGGCUGAUUGGCAAGUUCAAAAAGCUCUUGUUGUUGCUAGAAUCUUUUCAUAUGCUAAUUCUGCUGUCAACUCCAUAGUAUAUAACAUUUUCAGCUCGCGCUAUCGGCAAGCAUUUAAGGAAACUUUCUGCUGGAGAAAACAGCGUAAAAUCUUGCCAAUGCUUGAGCUGGAAUUAACUCGACAAACUAGAUGAAAAGAAACGCAACAGGUCAAAGAUUUGCUAUAAAUUUAACAUCAAAAGUAUAUUAACAUCUGCUGUAUAAUGUUCCUUUCUUGUGGAAUUAUUGUCAUUGAAUUAUAGUCCAAGAUAUGUACAUCUUUGCUGGUUUUGUUACAACUCUUUGAGUGAGAAAAGAAAUUUUUUAAAAUCUGUUGAUAUUUAUUUAGGUUCCUGAAUG